CACUAUUAUUCCAGGUAUCCUUAAAGCAGUAACAUAGAAGGGUUAAGCUUCAAAGAUGAAGGUUUUUCUAGGUAUUAGUUUUGGACUUUUCAUACUUUGUUCAAUAGAAUCCAAGUCUUUAAGUAUCGAGCAUUCUAGGAAGCCAAUAUUUAAAGACUUUUACGGAAAACUGAACCCAGAAGUAAGAGGAAACCCUGGAGAGCCCCUGAUAUUAACUGACUUGAUUAAAGCAGGGAAGCUAGAUGAAGCUCAGAACCAAGCACUCGUAGAAGGAUUGGAUACUGAUGUUAAAAGUUAUUCCGGGUAUUUUACUGUAGAUAAAAAUCAUAAUUCUAAUAUCUCCUUCUGGUUUUUCCCUUCACAAAGUGACCCUAGUUCGGAUCCGGUAGUUCUAUGGCUACAAGGAGGACCAGGAUCUCCAUCCAUGUUUGGACUUUUUCAGGAAAAUGGACCUCUCCUAUUAAAGGAUGGUCAACUUGGCGUUAGACCGACGUCUUGGAAUAGGAAUCACUCAGUUAUCUACAUUGAUCAGCCAGCUGGAACUGGAUGGAGUUUCACUACUGGAGGAUACGCCAAAGAUCAGCAAAAAGUAGCUGCUGAUUUGUACGAGGCUUUGCAGCAGUUUUUCACUCUAUUUUAUCAAUAUCAGGAUAGAGAAUUCUUCGUUACAGGCGAAUCUUAUGGAGGAAAGUAUGUUCCUGCUAUAAGCUAUAAAAUUCACCAAGAGAACGAGGACGCAAAGCUGAAGAUCAAUCUUAAAGGUUUGGCUAUAGGAAAUGGUUUUACUGAUCCUAUCGUACAAGUGCGAUAUUCGGACUACGUCUACCAACAUGGACUAGUUGAUUUGAAUAUGAGAAAUGAGCUCCAUAAAACGGAAAAUAUGGCUGUACAAGCUAUUACAUUAGGGGAGUACCAUGAUGCAUAUGAUUUAUGGAAUUUAAUCGUAAACACUAUAGAAAAAUACACGGCAUUAGAUAUAUACAACUAUCUGUCACUUAAAGGAAGUGCUGCCGAUCAAAAAGAGUUGGACGAAUUUUUUAGUAAGGAAGAAGUAAGAAAGGCAAUUCACGUUGGCAGCACUGAAUUCGAUGACGGUGAGGUUUAUACUAAUCUCGAAGAAGAUAUUCCCAAAUCAGAGGCACAUAAAGUCGCGGAACUCUUAAAACACUAUAGAGUAUUAAUCUACAAUGGACAAACAGAUCUUAUAGUUCCUUAUGCUUUAACAGUAAACUAUUUGCAGAAAUUACACUUCCCUGGGUCCGAAGAAUACGCAAAAGCAGAGAGAAUUGUAUGGCAUGAUGCUAAUGAUCCAGAGGUGGUUGCUGGGUACGUGAAAACGGCUGGAAAGUUAACAGAAAUUAUGGUUAGGAAUUCUGGGCAUAUGGUACCGGCAGAUCAACCAGAAUGGGCUUUACAACUCAUUAAUAAAUUUACAAGAAAUGUACCUUUCAAUUAAAUAUAUUUUAAAUUAUUUAACAAA
Molecule: messenger RNA, 1480 nt
Organism: Diabrotica virgifera virgifera (western corn rootworm)
Lineage: Eukaryota; Metazoa; Arthropoda; Insecta; Coleoptera; Chrysomelidae
Product: venom serine carboxypeptidase-like
Exons: 3
Coding region: 56-1456 (466 amino acids)
Biological process (GO): proteolysis
Molecular function (GO): serine-type carboxypeptidase activity
Source: RefSeq, a predicted model, not a curated record